Messenger RNA from Thamnophis sirtalis, 646 nucleotides. The record is from RefSeq and is a predicted model, not a curated record. Lineage: Eukaryota; Metazoa; Chordata; Lepidosauria; Squamata; Natricidae.
ACGUUCCUCGAUGGCCGCCAGACCAACCAGCCGCUCCUUCAGCCGUGCCGAGCUGCGCGCCGGCUGCGCCCAGGGCGCCUGCCUGGUGCUGACCGGCCGCCGCCUCUACGACCUCAGCGCCUUCGUGCGCCUCCACCCGGGCGGGCAGCAGGUGCUGCUGGAGCGGGCUGGCACCGACGUGAGCGCCGCGCUGGACGGCCCGCCGCACCGGCACUCGGCCAACGCGCGCCGAUGGCUCCAGCAGUACUAUCUGGGCGAGCUGGAGGCCGACGGGGAGGCAGAGCAGACUUGUGCAAAGACACUGAACUCCACCACUUCUGAAGCCUCAGCUCCUGUCAUAUCCGAGAAAUAUAGAUUGGCAUCCGUCAAUGGAGAUAAGGACCUGGUGGACUGGGGGAAGCCUCUGGUCUGGCAAGUGGGCCACCUACGGGAGAAGUACGAUGAAUGGGUGCACCAGCCAGUGGAUCGACCUAUUCGCCUCUUCCAGUCGAAUCUCAUGGAGUACCUCUCCAGGGCAACAUGGCACGUGGUCUGUAUAUUCUGGCUACCGGUGGUGUUUUUCCUCAGCCAGCACUGCUACACCACCCUUGCCCAGGGCAAAACCCAGCUGUUUGCCUCCUUCACAUCAGCCACUUACACCCAGUAG